Messenger RNA from Aureobasidium melanogenum CBS 110374, 1083 nucleotides. RefSeq names its product maleylacetate reductase. Gene Ontology annotation, molecular function: maleylacetate reductase activity; alcohol dehydrogenase (NAD+) activity; metal ion binding. The transcript has a single exon. The record is from RefSeq and is a predicted model, not a curated record. Bases 1 to 1083 code for a protein of 360 amino acids. Gene Ontology annotation, cellular component: mitochondrion. NCBI's taxonomy places the organism in Eukaryota, Fungi, Ascomycota, Dothideomycetes, Dothideales, Saccotheciaceae.
AUGGAUGCUUCCGGAUCCAAUGUCGACACUAACAAAGUCCUAUUUGGUUCAAAAAGUGUCAAUAAGCUUCCUGACGAGAUCAAAAGACUAGACGGCUCGUCACCAGUCGUGCUCACUUCAAAGGGAAAAAAUGGAACAGCGCACGGCAACAUGCUGGCCAAGAUCUUGAGCGAUGCCUCUAUGACUCCAGCCGCAGUUCUCAAUGUGGCAGUAAUGCAUACUCCAAAAUCUGUCACCGAAGAAGCACUUGAACAACUCAAAGCUCAUGCUGCGGACUGUAUUGUAUCCAUCGGCGGAGGUUCCGUCGUCGGCUUGGGCAAGGCCUUGUCCAUUCGCACCGGGCUCAAGCAUAUCUGCAUACCCACGACAUACUCUGGCAGCGAGAUGACGCCUAUCCUUGGCGAGACAGAAAAUGGUCGUAAAGUCACUCGCACCGAUCCAAAGAUCCUUCCGGAUUUUGUGAUAUACGACGUUGAUCUCACAAUGUCAUUGCCAGCAGCGACUUGCGCGUACUCGGGCGUCAAUGCAAUGGCUCACGCGGUAGAGUCUUUGUACGCUGUAAACACCAGCCCGGCCAUUUCUAAGCUUGCUCUAGAGGGCAUCCAAGGGCUGGCCGAAUCGCUUCCGGCAAUUGUCAAAGAUGGAAACGACCGUUCUGCUCGCGAAAAGGCUCAAUAUGCCGCAUGGCUUUGCGGCGUGUGUCUUGGAACCUCUGCGAUGGCAUUGCACCACAAGCUUUGCCAUACACUUGGUGGGUCGUUCAAUCUUCCGCAUGCCGAAACUCAUACUAUCAUUCUUCCUCAUGCUGUGGCUUACAACGCCCCUGCCAUUCCUGAUACUAUGCAGAAAAUGGCAUCAGCGUUGCCAGGUAGUGACGGCGAUGCAAUCAGAGGAUUGAACAUUCUGCUCGAGAAGCUUAAGGUAUCGCGUGCAUUGAAGGAGUUUGGCAUGCGAGAGGAGGACAUAGACAAAGCUACCGAGAUUGCAAUGAGUAUGCAAUAUGCCAAUCCAAGAGCGAUGGAGAAGGAUGCGAUUCGUGAGUUGAUUCGCAGGGCAUGGGCUGGCGAGCCGGCGAGGGCUUGA